This is a messenger RNA of Vombatus ursinus (common wombat), 3446 nucleotides long. RefSeq names its product mesothelin (gene MSLN). The transcript is spliced from 28 exons. NCBI's taxonomy places the organism in Eukaryota, Metazoa, Chordata, Mammalia, Diprotodontia, Vombatidae. Bases 60 to 3383 code for a protein of 1107 amino acids. The record is from RefSeq and is a predicted model, not a curated record. Gene Ontology annotation, cellular component: cell surface. Gene Ontology annotation, biological process: cell-matrix adhesion.
CCAGGGCAAGGGUGGGAUUCUGUCCAUAACUCACAGAAUCCUCCCCAUUUUCUCCCAGGAUGAAGAUGGCCCCUCAGCAAGCAAUGGGCUCCCUCUUCUGUGGCCCAGGCACCUUCCUCUUCUUCCUGGCAUUGGGUUGCAUGGCUACUCCAGGGACCCAUCUGUGUACCAGGGGAUCCAUUGAUGAAGCCACUAUCUGUGCCUCAGUGCCAAGCAUCAGUGAGGAGGAUGUCAGGGCAGCAUCCAGUGGGGACCCUUCCAUCUGUCAGGUGACAUUGGCCCAGUACGCCUGCAUCCCGAGGUCAUGGCUGCGGGUCUGGAAGGAAGAUUUUCUGACAUCCCUAUAUCCUUGCCUUGUGGCCAGAGGUCUGCCCAGUGCCCUGGACCCUGCAUACUCUACCCUGCUCUUCUCCAAAAUUGAUCUCCCUGUUCUUGAGACUGCCCUGGAGAGAUUUUCCCAGCAGUUCUCUCCAGCGGUGCUCUCAGACCAGUGGGCAGGGGUGUUGUUUAAUGGCCUAUGGGGGAGGCUGGGGCCAGCAUUCCAGGCCAGGGAAGCCCAGGCCACAUGGUCCCGGUGGCUGGCCCGGCUCCAGCCCUUCCUCCUACACCCUGAAGCCUUCGACUGUCUGGCUGCUCAGAACACAUCCUGCGAGACUUUCCACAAUCUCACCUCAGCCCUGAAUGACAUCUACUCAAGCCUGGAAGUGGAGAAGCAGAGGAAGAUUUUCGAAGGCAUGGUGGCCUUCCUCCUGCAAGAGGGCUCUGGGUCCCACUGCCAGCAUGAGGCUGUGCCGGGCCUAAACUCCUCAUCCUGGUUGGCCGAUUACCUGGGCUUCUUCCUGGAACACGCCACUCAGGAGGAACUCAAGAGAUUGGCGGAUGAGCCCAAGCUCCAGAUGUUAGUGAGAGAUCCUGCCACCCUGCACCUGGUCAGCCAGCUCCACCUGAUGCCAGACCUGGCCAACUUUUACACAGCUCUACUCACCUCCCCGCCUAGCCUCGACCUCUCCAGCAUCCCAGACACCCUCAUCUGUCACCUCAGUCCAGAGACCUUGAAAAACACAGAGGUUGAAGAUGUCUUGGCCCUGGCCCAGAGACUCAACAAGGUUUGCUUUGACCCAACUCCACAGCCUGAUGGAAACAAGUCAGUUCUUGAACUGCCAUCUCGGGAAGCCAUACAGGUGGCAUCUGGGCUGCUGAGUAGCUUUAGGAACUUUUCAGAGGCCGUGCUGCGUAGAUUGGGUCAAACAGCCCUGGGGCUGUCAGUGCCACAGAUUGAGGGGCAGAUCAGUGGCCAGGACCUGGUGGCCGCUCUGCCCACCCUGGCCCAGGUGAGGGCUUGGAGCCCUGCACAGUCCCGUGCUCUCACCCACAGGCUCUUGGACUCUGGCUAUAAGGUCUUGGAUGGCCAGAGUCUAGCAGCCCUGGGAAGCCUGGUGGGUGGCCUCAAUAGCACUUGGCUCCAGAGCCUGGCCCCAGAUGUAGUCUUGGAAGCUGUGAAGGAUCCAGAAUUUGCUCAGCAUCUUACCCACAUCCCACCCAUACUGAAAACUGCAUUUGUGGAACAGGUGGCCUUGGCUGUUCCGAGCCCCAUUGCCCUGGUUCAGGCCAUGCCAGACACGCUCGCCAAUGCCAUCCCCAGUGAGAUGCUGGCCUUCAGCCCUGAUGACCUCCCCAGAUUCGAUGACCUCAACAGCCAAAGAUGGACUCAAGUACAGGCAGCCAUGUUUUUCGAUAAAGUGGUAAAGAACGUGUCUGACUUUAAUAGCCUCUCCCCUUAUAUUUUACAUGGCUUCACAUGUGCAUCAGCCUCUAGCCUGGACAUGGAACAAGUCCGACACCUGGCCAAGGUCAUGGAAAGGAAAAACGUCUCGCUGGGGGCAGAGCAGUUGAGCUGCCUGGCCAAGAGAGUCACUGAAGACGGCAUUCCUGAGGACCUGGACAGCUACCCCAGGGACAUGCUGCUGUUUCUAAGCCCUUCUGCCUACACAAGGACUGGAGACUGCAAAAAUUUCUUCAUUCGGGUGGGAGAGUCCAACCAGGAUGUCCUCCAGAAAGACUCGCCCCUGAGAUCCAGACUGCUAUCAGAGGCCCUGACUUGUCUGGGCAUCUCGGGCACACAAGUCAGCGAGGAGGACAUUCGCAUCCUGGGCUGGCUGGCCUGUGACCUGCCCGGCCGCUACAUAAACAGCUCUGCGGAGGUGCUCUUGCCUCGGUUGGAGCAGUGUGGUGGUCCCUUUAGCCCUGACCAGAAGGAGGCCGUCAACCUGGCCCUACGCUCCAGUAAUUCUCCCUAUGGCCCCCCCUCUAGAUGGUCGAUAUCCACCCUGAAUGCUCUUCAGAGGCUGCUUUCAUCUUUUGACAGACACAUCAUUCAGAACAUCUCCCAGAGUGUUUUGAGUGCCUGGCUAAAACGUGCCCUCCCGUUCCCUCCCUGGGCCGGGCAGAAUCUGAGAGCCUUCAUCCAAAACCACCCGUCUUCCCGAUAUAGGCGGGCUGCUAGGCCCACAGCUCAGUGCGGGAAAGCGGAGAUCACAGAUAUAACCGAAGACCUGGUGUUGUACUCAGAGGAGGCGUUGCGGAACUGUCUGAACGCAUCUGUGGUGGCAGUCAACUUGCACAAACUCAAGGACUUCCCCUUCACCUAUGAGCAGGAAGCGAUCUUCAAGGAAAAACUGGAUGAGUUCUACCCAAAUGGGUACCCUGAGUUUGUGAUCAGUAAACUGGGCUAUCUCUUUAAUCUGGUCACCCUUAACCAAAUAAGCAAGUGGAAGGUGACCUCCGUGGAGACUCUGGAAGCGGUGCUCAAAGCCAACUUUAGACGUGAUGAUUUGGUUAUGGCAGUGAUUAAUAACUACCUCCAGAGGGGAGGCCCCCUCAAUGUCACCUUCCUGAACACCAUCGGUUCCAAAUACCUCUGCGGCCUGACUGAUGAGCAGCUCAGUUCCAUAGAGCCAUCCGUCCUCAGAAAAGCCAAGCCCUUGAACCCAUCUGCCUGCUCCCAGGCACAGAAGAAUAUCCUCUAUCCAAAGGCCAAGACUUCCUUCCAAGGCAUAGCAUUCCCAAAAUACUACACGCUGAUCCAACCUUAUCUAGGUGGAGCCCCAACACAGGAUCUAAAAGACCUCAGCCAAAAGAAUGUUAACAUGGACAUAGAAACAUUUAAGGAACUACAAAAAGAAGUCAUCUUGCCACUGACCCCCGAGGAGGUACGCGGACUCCUGGGACGAAACCUAAUGGGGCUGAAGGCCGAGGAGGAAAACUCUCCAGUCCGGGCAUGGAUCCUCAAUCAGCGUCAGGAGAGCCUGGAUGACUUGGGCAUUGGGCUCAGCGGGGGGAUCCCCAAUGGUUACAUUGUCUUCAGCUUCAGGGACAAAAAUUAGAUAACAGUCUUCCUUCUUUGGUGGGGGGGGUGGGGAACUGCACAGGGCUUUGGCCCUCUCUCA